AUGUCCCUCCCCGCGCCUCCGGUCGACCUCGUCGGCCAUUGCUCUAUCAUCCAUAAUAAUACCCUCUACGUCUAUACCCCCGCUGCUUUCCUGUCCCUGCCGUUAAAGCGAGAUGCGAAGUGGAAAACGCUGCCCAUGGGCCAGGUGGUGGAGGGCGCUGCCUGUGUCAGGGGCAGUGUUGACGGCAACCCUAACAAUCUAGGCCUCUACCUCGUGGGUGGGAAGAGCAAGUCUCCAGACUAUCUCGGUCUACAGCGAUAUUCGUUUGCGGAUCAGAAGUGGGAGUCCAUCAUUCCUGUCUCGAAAGACGUCCAAAACCGCGUCAACCACGCCGCCAUUUAUAUCAACGCCUCCGCAUCCCUUCUUGUCUAUGCCGGUUCGCAAGCCGAAGAUUCAAACCCCUCGACACAGUCGUUCCUGAUAUCCGUUACGCCUCCACACAACGUGCGGUCCUUUAACUCCUACGUGCCUCCCGCAUUCCGUCCUAUCCUUUUACCAUGGAGUGAAGACAAAGCCGUUAUGGUUGGUGGCGGUCCUGGAAAUACAAAAGUUUUCUCCUUCAACGCAGAACAAGGGUGGCAGGAUACAGGUGCCAACCUCGCGAAACCCUUACCUGAGAUGUCCAAAGUGCGAUGCGCCAUGGUUUUAGGCAAUGACGGCAGCAAGGUCCUGGAAGUGUUCGACAUGAGCGUCUCUCCGAACGCCGUUAGUAGGUAUACCAUGGUAACACCGGGAGGCACCCCGGCGCCGCCUGGUCAAGAGGUCGGAAUCGCCAGGCCGAAACGCCGCAAAAGGGAGCUUACUCUGGCCAGCUACCCUUCGUAUAACGGCACGUUCGCCCCCAAGACGACGCGCAGUGAGUACUCGCUUGCGCAGGAUGCAAACGGCCUUGUUGUCAUCUCGGGAGGCAACAAACAGGAUCCAAUCGCGCUCUUCGACCAAUCUCGAAACAGUUGGCUCAAUACCACUGAUUUCUUUGUAGAUUCGGUCAAAGCAGCGCAGGUCACGCCCACGCCAACGGGCACCUCCGAUGGACGCACGGGGAUGAUCACAGACAUCGUGGUUCCAACGACAACAGGUUCCGCCGCCGCUGCUGGGUCCAACCGACGGACUCUAACGAUAAUCGGCGCGACUCUAGGGGCACUCCUAGGCCUGGCUGCUCUCCUGAUCAUCGUCCUUCUGCUGCUUGGGUGGAAGAGGCGCAGGGGCAAGUAUCCUAGCGACGAGAAGAGUGAGCAUCGGUUGAGUGAUGGCGACCAGUUCGACUUCCAGGACCAAGGCAUGCAACCCCUGACGCGGAGUGUGCAGCCCAUGGCACGGGGCCCGGUUCCAUCCUCCGAUAGCUGGGCCCUUGUCACCGGCAAAGCAGACGACCUAUCUAAACCGGCGACGACGUUCGAUGACAUGUUGACUGGCAAGCCUAGCAAGGGAGGCAGCCCGCUCCGAAACGUGGAAACGGUUCCAACGUCCGAGACCAAACCGACGUUAGGAGUGCCGCUCCCUAGUGACGGGAGCCAACGGCUCACGGACGAAGGGUGGAGCAAGUAUUUCCAGAGCGACACGGCGUCGGGAUACAACAAUAACAACUACCCCAACGGGCUGCGGUCCACGACGUCGUCGCAGGACUCGAAAUCCGACUACCACGGGACGUCGUGGGGUGGCGUGGGCGACUUCAAAGCCGGGCCGCCGCCGGGGCGAGAACAACCGCACCCGCUGGGCCAGGUGGCGUCGGGCAGCCCCAGCACGGAGCAUGUGCCGACGUUCGGCAGCCUGGCGGCGACGAACAGCAUGCGGGCGAAGAUCUCGAGCGGCGACUCAAUCAGCAUCGCGUCGGACGAGUAUGACUUUGAGCAGGCGGUGGCGGAGGUCGGGGGCCGCAGCACGGUCGACGACCGCGUGGCCAGCAGCACGUACUCGGCCAGCCUGUACGUGCCGCACGACUCGAGCUCGUUUGUGCUCCCGAGCGACACGGACCGCUGGACGCGCGACGGCGGCGAGUCGAUGGUGUCCAACGCGCGCACGACCGGCCCGCCGCCGCUCAUCAGCUCGGACAUCAGCUGGCUGAACCUUGGGAAGAAACGGUGA
Molecule: messenger RNA, 2085 nt
Organism: Ophidiomyces ophidiicola
Lineage: Eukaryota; Fungi; Ascomycota; Eurotiomycetes; Onygenales; Onygenaceae
Exons: 1
Coding region: 1-2085 (694 amino acids)
Molecular function (GO): protein binding
Source: RefSeq, a predicted model, not a curated record